Messenger RNA from Plectropomus leopardus (leopard coralgrouper), 4127 nucleotides. Lineage: Eukaryota; Metazoa; Chordata; Actinopteri; Perciformes; Serranidae. The record is from RefSeq and is a predicted model, not a curated record.
GGCCCCUCAGCUGAGGAAAAUGGCCGACGUUGAAAUGGACAUCGCGUCCACAAGAAUGAAUAAUGGCAACGAACACGUGAAGCAGGAUCUGGAGAGCCAUGAAAGGAGUGGGAAUGAGGACAGCGGAGACAUGUCUGAGGAAGAAGAGGAGGAAGAGGAGGAGGCAGAGACAAAUGGCGAGAAGACAGAAGAGGGGUCCAAACAUCACGGCAGCAGCGGCAAACACAAGAGGAAAAAACACAAGCAUCGCAGUAAGCACAAAAAACACAAGCAUGCCUCUGAUGAGGACAAGGACCGCAAACGCAAGCACCGUCACAAACACAGGAAACACAAACGCAAGGAGGGCUCCUCGCCCUCCAGCGCUGCCCUCUUUGCCCCCUCCGGCCACAGAAAAAUCGAAUCCUCUCCCUCCUCCGGAAAUCCAAGUCUGGACGACAGGGCCCUGCUGGAGGAUUUGGAGAAACAGAGGGCCAUGAUCAAAGCUGAGCUGGACAGCCAGUUGAUGGAGGGGAAGGUCCAGUCCGGCAUGGGCCUCAUCCUUCAGGGUUAUAACUCUGGAUCUGAAGAGGACGGAGAUGCGAGGAUCAGAAAUGGAGAACAGCGUCAAAGGGGCAGCUCAGGUAAAACUGUUUCUCCCAGAGGGGGGAAAAGUGGGAAAUCUAGACGGGACUCAACAGAGGGCAGUAAGUCCAGCUCCAAGCGUCGAAGUCGGAGUAAGUCUGCGGACAGGCUCGGACAGGCCAAGGAGUCUAAGCAGGACAAGGUGACCAAAACCCCCAAGGACACAGCUGUCAAAGACAGAGGCCGCGGGCGAAGCAGGUCGAAAGACAGAAAACAUUCGGACAGCACUGACAGGUCCAAGGACAGAACCAGGAAGUCCACCUCCCCGACCAGCUGGAGAUCAGAGCAGAAAGGCAGCCGCACUGAUAAACGUUCCUCUCCACCGCGGGAUGAUAGACCAAACCAGGAGAGAGCGAGCCGGCGGUCCAGAUCACCUGGACGAGAACGACCAAGUCGCCCCGAUGCCGACCGGGACAAACGGCCGGCCAAGUCCCCAUCCAAGGACGCGUCGUCGGGGAAGGAGAACCGCUCACCUCACAGACGAGGGGCUCACAGCCCCAUAAGGAAACGCAGUGCUUCCCCCCGCCACAGAGAUUCCCACCACCCCUCGGCUAGUGCCUCAGAAAGGACAACGAAACAGAGCCACUCUCCAUCCAGAACAAGGUCUCCUCCCAGGAGAGCCCGCAGCCGCUCGCCAGACACCAGGAGGAGGGACGCUGACAGGCAGGACUCGCCACUGAGAACAUCCAGUUCAGCUUGUCCGUCCCCCUCGUAUUUGUACAGGAAGCGCCCUCGGCCAGAUGCAGGGCCAGGCAGAGAUCGAUCACGAGAGAACAGUCCCAGAUCGGCCGCUCGCCGCAGGAUGAGUCGCUCGCCUCUGAGACGGAGGUCCCCAUCACCACGACGACGCUCCCGCUCUUCCCCCCGCAGACGGAGCAGGUCUCCUCUGGCACACAGGUCUGGGGAGAGAGACAGGUAUGGACGGCUUAGACAGUACCGGCGCUCAACGUCCCGAGAUCGGGAGAGGAGACGAAGACGUAGCAGAGAUGAGGACAAGUUCAAGGGCAGCCUCUCAGAGGGCAUGAAGGUGGACCAGGAGUCCUCAGAGGAAGAAGUGUUAGAGGACUUUGAUGGAGAGGAAGUAGAUGAAGAGGCUCUCAUUGAACAGCGCCGGCAGCAGCGAUUGGCUAUUGUCCAGAAAUACAAGGUCGUGAAUGAGGACACCAACAUGGUGUCGGAGCCCAGCAGCCCUCAGAGCAGCACACGCAGCCGUUCGCCCUCGCCCGAUGACAUCCUGGAGAGAGUAGCCGCAGAUGUCAAGGAGUAUGAACGCGAGAACCUCAACACCUUCGAGGCCAGCAUCAAAGCCAAGCACAACCUCAUCGCCCAGGAGAAAGACGGAGCCAACCCAAAGAAGCCUUCAGCCCCCGACAUGUUUACAGAGUCUGAUGACAUGUUUGCUGCUGACUUUGAUAGUGCCAGGAUGAGAGCAGCAGGUGUAGGAAAAGACUUCAAGGAGAACCCCAACCUCAGGGAUAACUGGACUGACGCUGAGGGUUACUACCGGGUGAAUAUCGGAGAGACACUCGACAAGCGCUAUGAUGUUUAUGGCUACACUGGUCAGGGAGUAUUCAGCAACGUGAUCAGAGCCAGGGACACUGCCAGGGCCGGCCAGGAGGUGGCAGUCAAGAUCAUCCGAAACAAUGAGCUCAUGCAGAAGACGGGUUUGAAAGAGUUAGAAUUCCUCAAAAAGCUGAACGAUGCUGAUCCUGAUGACAAGUUUCACUGCCUUCGCCUCUUCAGGCACUUCUACCACAAACAGCAUCUUUGUCUUGUGUUCGAGCCUCUCAGUAUGAAUUUGCGAGAGGUGUUGAAGAAAUACGGUAAAGACGUUGGGCUCCACAUCAAGGCCGUGCGUUCGUACAGUCAGCAGCUCUUCUUGGCUCUCAAGCUGCUCAAACGAUGCAACAUCCUCCAUGCUGAUAUCAAGCCGGACAACAUCCUGGUGAACGAGUCAAAGACCAUUUUGAAGCUGUGUGAUUUCGGUUCUGCGUCCCAUGUCGCUGACAACGACAUCACACCGUACCUGGUCAGCAGAUUCUACAGAGCUCCAGAAAUUAUCAUAGGAAAGCCUUACGACUAUGGGAUUGACAUGUGGUCUGUUGGCUGCACUUUAUAUGAGCUUUACACUGGCAAAAUCCUGUUUCCCGGAUCUUCCAACAAUCACAUGAUCAAACUAGCUAUGGACCUCAAGGGCAAGAUGCCCAACAAGAUGAUCCGUAAAGGCUUGUUCAAAGACCAGCACUUCGAUCAGAAUUUGAACUUCCUGUACAUUGAAGUAGACAAAGUGACUGAAAGGGAGAAGGUGACGGUGAUGAGCACCAUCAACCCCACCAAAGACCUGCUGGCGGACAUGAUCGGAGGCCAGCGACUGCCCGAGGACCAGAGGAAGAAGGUGAUGCAGCUGAAGGACCUGCUGGAUGGCACCCUGAUGCUGGACCCGGCCAAACGCAUCAGCAUCAACCAGGCUCUGCAGCACCCCUUUAUCCAGGAGAAGAUCUGACACCCUGAACGCCACACACUCCCAGAGCAGACAACCACUAAAGCAGCUCUGACAGGAACUCUGCAGCGACGCAGCCGACCCACAGACUUCUACUCAGAAUGUCAUGGAUUUUUGUUCUUCCUCAACUUUAUUUUGUUUAUGGAUACAUAAUUGUGUUUUAUUGUAAAUAGAUCAUUGAAAUGGUAGCCAUUAUUGAAGAUUUUUUGCGUAAAAUUUCCCCUCAUACCCAGCAAUGCAGUUACGGACUUUUUCUUUCUUUUUUUUUUUUUUUUUAUUUAACUGGCAUUGGAGUGACAGAUGUUUAAAAGAAAAAUAUAAUUCCUGUAAAUACUGUAUGUCUAUUGCAUUAACAAUCUCAAGCAGCAGACGGUUGAGUUUUGUCGUAGUUGCAGAUGACUAAAAACAUCAUUUUUUAAAAACCACAAUUCUCAUUGUGGGGCGAUGCAUGCUUUUGAAUGUGCACCCUUUGUGCUCUAGAUUUCUGUGGUGCAGGCCUGUGUAAAUGCUCUGUAUGUGCAUCAGUGUCCCACAUGUGAUGGCAAACCCCUAACCAAGUCUUCAAGCCUUGAGGACUGUGCUGAAGGAAUAGACGCAUAUUAUGUACUCCUUGAACAAGAUUUUUUUUUCUCAAAGCAGGUAGUCAUUGUUUUCUGUUGCUGGACAUUUCCAUGUUUUUUACCUCCCUCCCCCCUCCAGCACUCUGGCUCGGUCCUGGCUCUCAAGGCUCUCACAUUCAAGUGCCUCCCGUAUGAGCCUCGUGUGUUAAAACACCCAACAAUGCGGGCCUGUUGAAGCCACACCUGUGACCCUUCCUCUCCCACUGUUGUAUAUAGUCCAUAGUUACUGUCAUUUCAUGUGUGGUUAAUUUUGUUUUUUUCCAUUAAGUGGUAAAAAAACAACCUUGUGAUUUCAAUAAAGAAUAGUUGUGGAAACGCUGCUGAAAGAGCACCUUCAGUAUAAGACAACUUUUUAGUAAUAAAAUGUUUCCUAUUGUAUACCAAAA